GUGCUCAUUUCCAUCACGCGUUGCUGUUAAAAUUAUUAAUUUAUUUGUCAAAAGUAAAAUUAAAAGUGAAAGAAAGUGAAAUGUCCAAGGAUUAUCUAGUGGAGAUUCCCAUUGAUAAGUGGGUGGAAUUACGUGAUAUGUUCAAUGGUGAUUGGCCAAAAAACAUUGUAAAUUACUUUACAAUUGACAACUACAUAAAGUGGCGUGAAAAAUCCAAUGAGAUCGCCAACCUGCACUUCUACAGUCUCAAUGGGGAAUGGAAGAGCGAUGCUACAGUUCUCAUUGUGGAUCGGUAUCAGUUGUUUGUCUGCAGUCUCGAUGAAACGAAUUCCCAGCUGAAGAGAGCUCUUGAACUGCUGGAUUGGCGUAUGGGCUACAAAAUAAGCUCCUUUGUGUCUAAACAUCGUCCGGCGAUUCUUCAUUUGGUGGAAUCUAGAAGAUUGGAAAAGGAAUACGAUAGUAAGACGGUUCUUUACUACCUACCACGUCAUUUAGGGGAGACCGUGUUAGUGGAUUGCCCAAGUGAAUUUGAACUUCGCCCCAUGGUGAAGGAGGAUGCUGUUCUUGCUGAUAGUGUAUGGCCAAAUCGUCAUGUUGGAUCACUAUUCUUCCUGAAAAGACUCAUUGCGUGGAAUCCAAAUGUUGGAGCCUACACAAAGGAUGGAAGACUCGUAGCUUGGUGCUUUCGACUCCAAGCUGGUGCUCUGGGUGCUCUUCAAGUGGAUAAGGAGUACCAACGACGUGGUUUGGGUACACUCAUUACUAAAGCUAUGAUUAGGAAGCUGUGUGAUCUGAGAAUGGAUACUUUUGCCUUUGUGAAUUGUGACAAUGCUCCAUCGAGGAGAAUGUUUGAGAAAUUAGGAUUUAUUGAGACUGAUUAUGUAUAUUGGCUACGUACCCUGCCCACGGAUCCAACAAUUCCUCCAUGGAGUGAUUAAGGAAACAUAACCAAAAGUUUUUUUUUUGCAAGGGUUUCAUUAUUUAAUAAGAUAUGAGAAAAUUAGGCUUAGAACAACAUCUCUUGUGUGUAUUCGUGUGUUAAUAGUUUUGUUUAAAAUACAUUGUUUCUACAUAUUAAUAAAGCUCUGGAAGCACAUAAAAUGAAAAUGGUAAGUAUAAAGACAAAACACAAAACAUAAAAAAAAACUAAUUCAACAUUCUGAAAGACUUGAAAAUUAUUUGAAGAAUUAAUUUAAUUAUGUGAGCUUUAAUGUUUUGCACUAUGUACAAUUGAUUUUUUUUUUCUUGCAGAAUUUUCUACGUAAAGAGCAGCAUGUUGGCUUUCGAAUGUCUUGAAAUCUGCAAAGAAAUUGUUUCUUUGUUAAAUUUAUUUUUUCCUUUUAAUCUAUUUAUUCAUAAAAAAAAAUCUCUUUUAAAUUUCUUUUAGUCUAUCAAAAUAAUAACAUACAGAGCAAAUUAUGAGAAAAAACACAAUAUUUGUUGUUCUAAGAAAUUAAAGAUAACCCCAGACAUUCCCCCAAAAAUUAACAAGAUGGGGAAAAAAGCAAAAAAAAAUGUUGAUGGAAAUAAAUUUAAUGAAUUGCAA
Molecule: messenger RNA, 1546 nt
Organism: Lutzomyia longipalpis
Lineage: Eukaryota; Metazoa; Arthropoda; Insecta; Diptera; Psychodidae
Exons: 3
Coding region: 81-938 (285 amino acids)
Molecular function (GO): acyltransferase activity, transferring groups other than amino-acyl groups
Source: RefSeq, a predicted model, not a curated record